Messenger RNA from Striga hermonthica, 1731 nucleotides. The record is from the annotation of a GenBank genome assembly. NCBI's taxonomy places the organism in Eukaryota, Viridiplantae, Streptophyta, Magnoliopsida, Lamiales, Orobanchaceae.
AUGGAUCAGGGGAGGUCGGAUUCGAGAGCCCGAGCAACACCGUCCGAGGAAUCAUCUCUUGAUCUCGAGAAAUAUUGCAGCCACCAAUGUCACGGGCCCUCUUUCAGCCCGCAACCUAUUCAACCCCAUGCUUCGGGUGCACAACACUGUGAGAGUAGUGCUGCGUAUUUUUCAUGGCCCUGCAGGAUAAAAGACGAUGCUGAGGAGCGGGCGAACUAUUUUGCCAACCUUCAGAAAGGGGUCUUGCCCGAGACUCUUGGCCAGCUGCCAGAGGGCCAGCGGGCGAAUUCUUUGCUCGAGGUCAUGACGAUUAGGACGUUUCACAGCAAGAUACUGCGUUGUUAUAGCCUCGGCACGGCCGUUGGGUUUCGUAUCCGGCGUGGUGUGCUGACGGAUAUACCAGCAAUACUGGUGUUUGUGUCGAGGAAAGUUCACAAGCAGUGGCUUAGCCCGAUUCAAUGCCUGCCGACUGCUUUAGAGGGGCCAGGAGGUGUAUGGUGUGAUGUUGAUGUGGUGGAAUUUUCAUAUUUUGGUGCACCAGAGCCUGCACCCAAGGAGCAGUUAUACACUGAGAUUGUUGAUGACCUUCGUGGCAGUGAUCCAUGUAUUGGUUCCGGUUCUCAGGUUGCAAAUCAAGAAACCUAUGGGACACUGGGUGCAAUCGUGAGAAGCCAAACUGGUAGCCGACAGAUUGGUUUUCUCACAAAUCGGCAUGUCGCUGUUGAUUUGGAUUAUCCGAACCAAAAGAUGUUUCAUCCUUUGCCACCAACACUUGGACCCGGUGUUUAUCUUGGCUCAGUCGAAAGAGCCACUUCUUUUAUCAGAGACGAUCUCUGGUUCGGUAUAUUUGCUGGCAUUAAUCCAGAGACAUUCGUGAGAGCAGACGGUGCCUUCAUCCCAUUCGCUGACGAUUUCGACAUGACAGCCGUGACCACAUCCAUCAAGGGCAUAGGGGAGAUAGGGGACGUCAAGACCAUAGACCUGCAGUCCCCGAUCAACUCUCUAAUCGGGAAACAAGUUAUGAAGGUUGGGAGAAGCUCCGGCCUCACCACCGGCACCAUCCUGGCUUACGCUCUCGAGUAUAAUGACGAGAAGGGAAUUUGCUACCUUACUGAUUUUCUCGUCGUGGGUGAGAACCAGCAGACAUUUGAUCUCGAGGGUGACAGUGGGAGUCUUAUAGUAUUAAAGGGCGAAAAUGGGGAAAAGCCACGGCCUGUCGGGAUUAUUUGGGGUGGGACCGCUAAUAGGGGCCGUCUCAAGCUAAGAGUGGGCCAGCCCCCGGUAAACUGGACGAGUGGUGUUGACCUUGGCCGUCUGCUGAAUUUUCUCGAGCUUGACUUGAUCAACUCUGAUGAGGCCCUGAGAGUUGCGGUACAAGAACAAAGGGCGGCUUCAAUGACAGUGGUGGGGUCCAGCGCGGGAGACUCCUCGCCGCCCGACUUGAUGCUCCCCAAGGACAAGUCCGAGCCUUUGGGCCUUAACAUCCAGCAAAUCCCACUUGAGGACCGUGCAUGCGGGCCUGACAUAAACUCUUCCCCUGCCGAAGGCCCGUUGGGCCCUUGUCUGGAGGAGCACCAGUUCAUCACCAGCUUCAACAGGAAGCCCAUCGAUACGUUGGAAACCGAGAAUCUGUCGGUGUUGAGGAAUGAUGGUGGUGAGGACCUUAGUUUUUCGCUGCAGUUGGGGGAAAACGAGCCCAAGAGAAGGAAAUCCGAGCCAAAGGGGAGUUAA